Ceratosolen solmsi marchali is the source of this 288-nucleotide messenger RNA. Its product is annotated as neurobeachin-like. NCBI's taxonomy places the organism in Eukaryota, Metazoa, Arthropoda, Insecta, Hymenoptera, Agaonidae. Bases 16 to 288 code for a protein of 90 amino acids. The record is from RefSeq and is a predicted model, not a curated record. The transcript is spliced from 3 exons.
CGAAGAGAGGUCACGAUGGCGGACAUAAAGUCCCCACCAUUUAGUGAUAUAAAACGUCCUGAGGACGUGGUGGCGAUGGCAAUGAACGACAGCCUCAAGUUCGCCGUUCUUAUCGGCCUUAUCGAGGUUGGUCAGGUGUCCAAUCGGGAAGUCGUUAAUACAGUCCUUCAUCUGCUUGUAGGAGGUGAAUUUGAUAUGGAACUAAACUUUGUAGUACAGGACGCUCAAAAUAUCAGACACAUGUUGGAACUUCUCGAUCACUGUCCGUCAAACUUACAGGCACGCUAA